AUGAGCGAGGCGCUAGAGCAGCGCAUGACAGCGAUGCGUGCGCGACUCUCCCACCUGUCUACCGCUGUGGACAAGAAGGACGAGGAGCGUUCGCAGGGACGCUGCACGGCACACCGCUACUACCGCGAUGCGCCACCCUCCUCAUCCAUGACCGGCGCACCAACGACCCCCUAUCUUUCAACCCCACAGGCCGCAUUGAAGGAACGUGAUGUCAACAUACCCGUCAGGCUUUCAGCGAAAGACGUGGCACCAAGUAAACAAAAUUUGCACGCAGAUGCAUCUUCUCCCAACGUCUUUGCCCCGACAACAGCAGAGAGGGCAGCAGGAUCGCCGCAGAUAAGAGGCGUCGAUGCGAUGCUGCAGCUUGCUCGUCAGUACGCCUCGGCGCCAAGUGGGACACGUCAUCGCGACACUUCCUCUACCUUCUCCGCACACUCCCAGGCUUCCGCCCCGGUGGCGGCCGGAGACGCACUUUUCUCACCUGCCGCCUCUCAACCUGACUUUGCUGGGCUUCGCACGUACGAAUUUCAAGAGAGGUUUCCCCUUCCCCGACGCACCACCGCGACAGCCACGGACACCACGGGAGUAGCGGUUGAAGAGACGAGCAGCGGCCAAAGAACGCCCCGCGACGCGCAAAACGGUCAUCGAUACGUUGAGGGCAACGUACCGGCGAGGACAAGCGCAGACGCGUCUUUUACGUCCGUUUCGUCCUCCGCACUCAACACCGCGGCGACGUCCGAGGUGCACUUCGAUGCCUUUCGGGUGGUACAGGAGCGCUUACGACAGAAGAUGCGCCAGCUCACCAACGCCCCGCCCACAACGUUGCGUACUACUGCGGAACCGACUUCCAAAGCAUCUGGACUGACGACAAACGAUAGUCUUGGCGACUCCGCUCACCCGCACACAGAAAAUUCCUAUCAGGAGGGGGACAGCAGCCCUCCGCCUCGGCCGCCGCCAGGGCCACGCGCCGCAACCGCGACGCCGCUGCGGUCACCAGAAAAGCGAGGGGACACCACGCUGGAGCCGCCGUCCUCGGCUCGCUCUCCGCAUUCGUACCGGCACGAGCGUCCCAUCACGCACAUCCGCACACCCAUCGAAGUGGAACUAUCGGGUGCGCAGUCAUCAAAGACACAUGCAGGUGUGCGGCUCCGGCAGACCUUGUACGACCCUGUGUCCAGCGGCGACGAAUCGGAGAGGUCUCUGCACCCUCGAGAGUACACGUACGAUGAGCACGUGCCGUCGCCUGCUUCUUCGCGUUCUGUGGCAUCUGCUGCACGUUUUCCCAAACCCAUUGAGCAUCGUGGCGUCGAAGUGGCACUCACGGAGCGCAGUAUGAAGCCGUUGAUCUCUACCUCUCCAGGCGCCUUCAGCGAUCCCACUAGCGCCACACGUCAGCAGAAACCUUCAGGCGAGGCCCCACUUGUGGCGAAUCCUCGCAUUGGACGCGACGGACCAAGAGGGCUUCCGAGAAGUCUGCGUACGGUAUCGCGUUCGCCGAGUGGCCCCACAACACACAAGCGAAAGCCUUUGACGGGCUCGAGGUCUGAGCAACCGGAUGGUGUUUAUCGCAUCUUACGUCGGUCAGCUUCCACAGCUCCGUCUCCUUCCCAUCCCCGUGAGCGCAGCAGCACUGGCUCCCAGCCACUUCGUCCCUCUGCGUCUGAGCCACGGACGAAGCCGAUCUCGCUGAAUGUCGAGGCCACCGUCCUUGCCUCGGUCACCGGUGCAGAGCUCUUUGCGCUGCUGCGCAUGCGCCGGCUCAUCGACUCGGAGGGUGACACGGAGGAGUACCGCCUGCCUCCUACGCGCUGCCAUCGUCUGUACGUGACCGCCGACGAGCACCGCCAACUGCAGCUGCUUCGUCAAUCAAUUCAUGCGAUGGAGGACGAGCAGAAGGAGAUGCCGUCGUAUCAGCGUCCAACGGUGGCCGCCCGCUCCCGCAACGCCGAAUUCGCUCUACCCCCACCUGUGACCCACUUUAUGGGUCGUUGA
This is a messenger RNA of Leptomonas pyrrhocoris, 1992 nucleotides long. RefSeq lists its product as hypothetical. The transcript has a single exon. The coding region runs from base 1 to 1992 and encodes 663 amino acids. NCBI's taxonomy places the organism in Eukaryota, Euglenozoa, Kinetoplastea, Trypanosomatida, Trypanosomatidae. The record is from RefSeq and is a predicted model, not a curated record.